This is a messenger RNA of Lolium rigidum, 1237 nucleotides long. RefSeq names its product microtubule-associated protein RP/EB family member 1A. Gene Ontology annotation, biological process: spindle assembly; thigmotropism; regulation of microtubule polymerization or depolymerization. The transcript has 6 exons. Gene Ontology annotation, molecular function: microtubule plus-end binding. The record is from RefSeq and is a predicted model, not a curated record. The coding region runs from base 1 to 1041 and encodes 346 amino acids. Gene Ontology annotation, cellular component: cytoplasmic microtubule; spindle midzone; microtubule organizing center. Lineage: Eukaryota; Viridiplantae; Streptophyta; Magnoliopsida; Poales; Poaceae.
AUGUCGGUCAACAACAUCGGGAUGAUGGACGGCGCCUACUUCGUGGGGCGCAACGAGAUCCUCUCCUGGAUCAACACCACGCUGCAGCUCGGCCUCGCCAAGGUCGAGGAGGCGGCGCCGGGCGCGGUGGCGUGCCAGCUCAUGGACGCGGCGCACCCCGGGGCGGUGCCCAUGCACAAGGUCAACUUCGACGCCAAGAACGAGUACGACAUGAUCCAGAACUACAAGGUCCUACAGGACGUCUUCACCAAGCUCAAGAUCACCAAGCACAUUGAAGUGAAUAAGCUCAUCAAAGGAAGGCCCCUAGACAACCUGGAGUUCAUGCAAUGGUUGAAAAGAUACUGUGAUUCUGUCAAUGGAGGUUCCAUGAGCAGCUACAAUGCCAUUGAGAGAAGAGACAGCAGCAAGGGUGGCAAAGAGACUAACAGAAGGACGUCAGUGACAUCUCACGCGCCUCCCAAAUCUGCAUCUGCAACCAACAAAGCUCAGGCUUCGUCACAUGGGGCUAAGAGGGCAAAUGGACAUGCUUCAAAUGCUCCACAGCGAAGCGCAAAGCCAGCUCCAGCUAACACUGCAGGACCAGCUUAUGAUGCACAGAUGACCGAGCUGAAGCUCCUUGUUGAUAGUGCUGAGAAAGAGAGAGAUUUCUAUUUCUCCAAGCUGCGGGAUGUUGAGAUCUUGUGCCAGAGCCCUGAGGUCGAGCACUUAGCAAUUGUGAAGGCUAUUCAGAAGAUACUGUAUGCAUCUGAGGACGACCCCUCGACUUUGGCGGAAGCACAGGCGGAGAUGGUGGCGCAGCAUAACCAGCAGCUGCAGCAGCAGCCAAUGCUGAGCCCCAUCCUGGAGGCAUCAGAGGCCCCGAGCAUCACCCCCAAGGACUCGUCUGAGGAGAGCUUGAUGAGACAGGAAGCAGCUGCGGCGCACAAGAGGAAGAGUAUCUCUGACAUGGAGGAGUUCGAGAUGGGUUCAAGCUCCAGGCUGAGGCUCUCCGACGUCUCCGACGUGCAGCUGUGCGGUUCACCCUUGAUGAGCUUCACCUGAAAGGAGGAACUGAUUGUUCUUGCAGUGUGGGAGGAGUUGUCAUAUCUUGUUAUGACUCGUCAGGUUGUUGGACCGCUGGAGUUACAUGGUGUCUCUCUGUUGGUGUUUGGAAUGUUUGCUUUGUGGUUUUGUUUGUUUGUAUGGUGGUAUAAUGUGUGUGCUCUUGUGAGACUGGAGGUGAUCAUGCUUAUGUGAU